CUCUCUCUACUUUGCCUAACAUGGCCCGCCGCAAGAAGAACAAGAAGGCAGCUGCCGCUGCUCCCGUCGACGACUCCAACAACGACGUCCGGCCCAUCGAGUCGUUCCGCGACGUGACCACCUCGGCCAUGGUCUUUGAUCCGGUCCUCCACGGCGCGUACAUGGCAUCGGCCGCCUCCAGUGCUGGUCCGUCGGAACCUGCCAAGCCUGCAGAGUUGGAAGAGGCCAAGGACGCCCCCGCCCUCAAGGCCUCCGGCUACAAGAUCGACUUUUCCUCAUCGACCAAGACCAACGACAAGGCCAAGGAAGAGACCGACGCCGACGACAAGGCCAAGGACGAUACCGAGGCCAAGCCUGAGCCCAAGCGCAAGGCUGAUGCCCCGGCUGAUGCUGAUCGCAAGACCAAGAAGGCCAAGGCCUGAGCCCUGCCCCUCUCUUCCCUCCCAUCCAUGGCUCCAGCACCAAGAAUCGCCGAGCUACCAGAAUCCCCAGAGCACGCCGCAACCGCUCCGCUGUAUGUCUGCGCUUUCAGACUACCCGUUCACCGUUGGCAAUGGCUCGAGCUCAA
This is a messenger RNA of Thecamonas trahens ATCC 50062, 568 nucleotides long. RefSeq lists its product as uncharacterized. The coding region runs from base 21 to 422 and encodes 133 amino acids. The transcript has a single exon. Lineage: Eukaryota; Apusomonadida; Apusomonadidae. The record is from RefSeq and is a predicted model, not a curated record.